Cladophialophora immunda is the source of this 1784-nucleotide messenger RNA. RefSeq lists its product as uncharacterized. Bases 76 to 660 code for a protein of 194 amino acids. The transcript has 3 exons. NCBI's taxonomy places the organism in Eukaryota, Fungi, Ascomycota, Eurotiomycetes, Chaetothyriales, Herpotrichiellaceae. The record is from RefSeq and is a predicted model, not a curated record. Gene Ontology annotation, cellular component: cytoplasm. Gene Ontology annotation, biological process: protein folding.
CCCGAACCAUAACCACCACCACGAACGUAGCGCCUACACCUCCGUCUUCCUGGUCAGUAGCUUGAUUUUACGAACAUGGCCGAACGUGCACCCUCCCCGACACCCUCCGAACGUGCCCGCAAGGACGCCGAAGACCGCAAGCGCGAGGAAGAAGAACAGGCGGGACUGCCGUACAAAUGGACGCAGACACUCGAAGAGGCGGAAGUCAGUGUGCCCAUCCAAGGGAACCUGAAGGCGAGGGAUUUGGUUGUUGAAUUGAAGAAGACGCACAUCAAGGUCGCGGUCAAGGGCCAGGACCCGAUCAUCGACGGCGACUUCCCCCAUCCGAUCCAAACCGACGACUCGACGUGGGUUCUGUCGCCCAAACCGGACGGGAGCAAAGAAAUCCUCAUCACUCUCGCCAAAGCCCACGGGUCCUACUGGUGGGCGCACAUUGUCACGUCGGCGCCCAAGAUCGACACCACAAAGAUCGUGCCGGAGAAUUCCAAACUCAGCGAACUCGACGGCGAGACGCGGGGGAUGGUCGAAAAGAUGAUGUACGAUCAGAACCAGAAAGCCAUGGGCAGACCAACGAGCGAUGAGCAAAAGAAGGACGACAUCCUGAAGAAGUUCAUGAAGGAGCAUCCGGAGAUGGACUUCUCGAACGCAAAGAUCGGAUGAGACGUCAGAGAGAGCGAAGAGGAGUGCGUCGAAUCGAAGAGGCUGAGGGGGCAGAAUUGGGAAUGAUGACCUUGUGGGCAUCUGCCCUGAGAUCCUGUUCCCCCACGUACGAAAUGAAUGGCCGAUAACCACCUUGGAAGCAUAAAAUGUUACGAUUCACGAGGGAAAAAACAAUGGGAGGCACCGCAUCAUCAGGAGUUUCGAGAAUUGGGUCGUCAAUAGCAUCAUCAGCAUUCCUGGGACCAUAAAGGACUUGCAUUAACCAAGCUGGUUACCCUCAACCACAUGCCAUGAGACUCCAGGGAUGGCGUCGCAGCGAGGGAGUAUCGCCCGUCAUUGUUUCUCGCCUCGAAAACCCGCUCCUCCGUACUCACGAGUUACAGCUCGUCCCGCUUCUUGCCCGAUCCUCCAGCCUGUCUCAGCCGCCACAUCUGAAUCCCAUGUCUCGGCACCUCCGCCUGCAACGUCCCUCCCCCUUGGACGGUCCCAGCCGGCGUGCCAAUCAAGAGGGGGUUGCUCUGGUUCAGCCCCGUGGCCCAAGUUGUCUCGCUGGCAUUGUAAUAUCCCGUGGCGUUGCCCACCGCAAGCGUGCCGUUCAACACCUGGGCUGCCACCUCGGUGCUCAUGACCGUGUGGUUGCCCCAGACGUCGAACAGAUCCCAACUCUUUUGGGCAUUAGUGUUUGUGCGGAGGCCGCCAAAGACGUCGACAAGGCUGUAGGACAUGGUGCGGGAGUUGUUGCCCGCGUUGAGAAAGGCGACCACCUGGUCGCCAUUGCUCAGGCUUCCUUGCCACACUUGAACCUCUCCGAAUCCCCACGCGUCCUUGUCGUCGACCUGUUGCGUGACUGUCCUGGAAACGGCACUGACGCUGGGAUCCUGCGAUAUGGCCAACACAGCCGGGUUGGUCAGGAUCGCAUAGUCUUCGGGGGAAAGCUGGUCGAGUUUGUUCCCCAUGAUCAACGGAGACUUGAUGGCGGCCCACAUGCUGAAGUGGACUUUGUAUUCGUCAUAGGACAUGCCGCCGUUCCCUACCUCAAGCAUGUCGAGGUCGUUGUAGUAUCCCGCUUGGUUUUUGCUGCGAAUGGAGCUCGCCUUGCCGAGGAUAUUCAUGACCGAACAGCC